Odontomachus brunneus is the source of this 2941-nucleotide messenger RNA. RefSeq names its product squamous cell carcinoma antigen recognized by T-cells 3-like. The record is from RefSeq and is a predicted model, not a curated record. Gene Ontology annotation, biological process: RNA processing. Gene Ontology annotation, molecular function: protein binding; RNA binding. Lineage: Eukaryota; Metazoa; Arthropoda; Insecta; Hymenoptera; Formicidae. The transcript has 6 exons. Bases 77 to 2824 code for a protein of 915 amino acids.
CGCAGCCCUCGUACUAAGAACUCGAAUUAUCGUUAACACUCUAUAUCUGCAACUUCGUGUCUAAGUUUCGAGCAGGAUGGAAGAGAUGGACGUUGAAAAUGAAGAAAGUAAUGAGAAAGGAAUCUUUCAAGAAGACAUGUACGAAACUGAGGAGAAGAUGAUAAGCAGCGAUACAGACAAGCAAAUGGACGUAAAGGUCAAUAACAGGGAUGAGUCUGAUAGUAGUGAUGACGACGGCGACGAUGAUGAGGACGCUAAUGAGGCGGAAGUAAAAUCUUUAGAGUCUAACCUGGCGAAGAAUUCGUACGACUAUGGUAGUCACUUAGCUCUGAUCAACAAACUGCAGAAAAUGGGCGAGCUGAAACGUUUGCGAACCGCUAGAGAGAAUAUGAGCAUUGUGUAUCCAUUAAGCCCUGAGCUCUGGCUCUCCUGGAUACAAGACGAAACAAGUUGUGCAACCACAGCUGAGCAGAAGAACAAUAUAGUCGAACUUUGCGAGCGAGCUGUCAAAGAUUAUCUAUCUGUAGAAGUAUGGCUGGAGUACUUGCAGUUCAGUAUUGGAAAUAUGUAUACAGAAAAAGAUGGGCCUAAAAGUGUUCGUCAACUCUUUGAACGAGCUUUGACUACUGUUGCAUUGCAUACUGUCAAAGGAGCCAUCAUAUGGGAAGCAUUCCGAGAAUUUGAAAACGUUCUAUUGACACUGAUCAAUACUGAAAAUAUAGCUGAAAAGAAGGAACAAUUGGAGCGCAUUGGCAAUUUAUUUCGACGUCAAUUAGCUUGUCCUCUUUUAGACAUGAAUAAGACGUACGAAGAAUACGAAUUGUGGCGCGCAGGAAACAGUGCUGAAGUAGUUAUAGAUGAGAGUAUUCUCUUAAGAGGUUACGAACAGGCUACUAUAAAACUGAACUCCCUUCUUGCUUAUGAAGAAAAGCUUAUCUCUGCGCAAGGAGAAAACGAACUGCUCGACGCUUACAAAGGAUAUUUAUUAUAUGAGAAACAGCAAGGCGACCCAGGACGUAUUACAGUUCUAUACGAAAGAGCGAUAACCGAUUUAAGUCUAGAUGUGUCAAUUUGGUUAGAUUAUAUCACUUAUUUAGAAGAUAAAAUCAAGAUUGAAACUGUGUUGGAUCCGGUUUAUCAAAGAGCAUCAAGGAAUAUUCCAUGGUGCUCGAAGAUUUGGCAAAAGUGGAUAAGAUCGUAUGAGAGAUGGCAAAGGCCUGUACUAAAAGUACAGGAAUUACUAGAGAACGCCUUGACUGUUGGCUUCUCAGUAGCAGAAGAUUGUCGAAAUUUGUGGAUCACAUAUCUUGAGUAUUUGCGACGUAGAUAUGAAAUAGUUCUUGAAGAGGAAGAAAAACGUCUGGACAUUCUCCUUGACACGUUUAAUAGAGCAUGCGACUAUAUGGCUCAGUAUUUCGGAUUGGAUGGCGAUCCUGACUGUAUUAUCCUGCAAUAUUGGGCGAGAACCGAAGGAAUACACGCAAAUAAUAUGGAGAGAGCUCGAGUACUGUGGGCUGAUAUUCUCUCACAAGAACAUUCCACAAAAGCUUCCUACUGGCUGGAAUAUAUAGCAUUGGAAAGAUAUUGUGGUGAUACAAAGCAUUUAAGGAAACUGUACCAUAAAGCGUUGGCCUCGGUAAAAGACUGGCCAGAAGGUAUAGCAAAUUCGUGGAUAGAUUUUGAACGCGAUGAAGGUAAUUUAGAACAUAUGGAAAUCUGUGAAGUAAAAACGAAAGAAAGGUUUGAGAAAAUUGCGGAAGAAAGGCAGCAAAACCAAGAAAUUUCCACUGAAAGCAAGUCCUCUAUACAGAAUAAAAAAGCGAAUAAACGAAAAUCUGACGACACCGGCAAAUGGAAAAAUUUGAGCUGUUCUCAAUCAAAGAUCGUAAGAAAAAACAAAACACAAGCGAAACCGAAGUUACAAGAGAAUCGUUUGAAUAUUAAUAUCAAACCAAAUAAUAAUGAAACAGAAUCGAAACCGGAAAUUAUAUCACCGCCAGACUCUAAAACUACAAAAGAUGAAGAGAUUGAUGGAAAUAAUCAGAAGAAAGUAGACAAUAAUAUCACAAUUUUCAUCAGUAAUCUGGAUUAUACAGCAACUGAAAAGGAAGUAAAAGAUGCUCUGAAACCAGCCGGAUCAAUAAUAUUAUUCAAGAUGAUCAAAGAUUACAAGGGACGUAGUAAAGGAUAUUGUUAUGUGCAAUUAAGCAGUCUGGAAGCCGUGGAAAUAGCUUUGAAGUUAGAUAGAACCGUAAUAAGAGGGCGUCCUAUGUUUGUAUCAAGAUGCGAUCCUAACAAAAGUACCAGAAACUCCGGAUUUAAAUAUAAUUCUACGCUUGAAAAAAAUAAACUAUUUGUUAAAGGACUUUCAGUUAUAACAACAAAGGAGGAACUUGAAGAAAUAUUUAAGAUUUACGGAGCUUUGAAGGAAGUUCGUUUAGUUACUUAUCGUAACGGUCAUUCAAAGGGCUUGGCUUAUGUUGAAUAUUACGACGAGAUAAUCGCUGCAAAGGCCCUUUUACAUACCGACGGCAUAAAGAUUCACGACAGAGUUAUCAGCGUAGCCAUAAGCCAACCGCCCGAUCGCAAAAAAGCUCAAACUGUAGAAGACAACGAUGGACAGAUCAAGUCGUUAGGUGCAACAACAACUAGCCGUACAGCGUUCGGUGUGCCUAAAACUUUAUUGUCCAUGGUACCUCGUAAUGUUAAAAUUAAUAGUAGUGAUAGCAAUAGUACUAAUGGCAGUGCAAAUCUGACUGGAAAUGGAGUUGCACAGUCAAUGAGUAAUCAAGAUUUCAGAAAUAUGUUAUUUAAUAAAAAAUAAGUUGUUAUAUUGCACAUGAUAAUGCGUUACUUUCAUCUAUUGUUUACAAUGACUUGAAAAAUGUGAAAUACAAAAUAUGCAUUUUAUGUAUAAAAUAAAUGUUUAAUAUUAAAUUCA